GGAAAAAGUAUUUGACACAUUAAUUUUACACACAUGUCUAACGCAACUGAUUUUAGAAUAAAAACUAAGAGGCAACACAAAAUGCACAACGAUUGCAAAAGCACGUCGAACACGAUCAAACUGCCCGACAAAUUGCGAAUUCCUCGAGGAGAAGAAACCCUCUUGCCGAACGUCCCCGAAGAAAUCAUCUACCCCAACGAACUAAACACCUAUCUAAGAGAACAACUCAUGUAUUACGUCCACAAAAACGGCAUGCUGGAGAAAAACCUCAACGAGGUGGAGGAGAAAUACUCGGCCAGCAAAGAGAGCAUAAACAAAUUGGAGAUCAAACUGAGCGACUACGAGAACCUCUGCGACAAGUCCAAAUUCAGCACCUCCUCCCAGCUAAUCAGCUCCAAAAUCAUCGAAUUGACCAAGAAGCUCAGGGAAAAAACGUCCGAAAUCGAAUCCAUGAAAACCAAGUACUCCAAACUGGAAAAGGAAACGUUCCUGCUCAAGGAGCGAAUGGAUAACGAUCCACACACUAAUGUUUCAGUCAAAGAAAUCACCGAGACCCCGGCGAAUUCGAUCAACGAAGAGGAGCAGAAGAGGCAAGCCGACAAGCUGGCCCAUUUGAACAGCAAACUGAUGGAUUCGAAGAAUUCCAAUUCGCAGCUGAAAAAGGAACUAACGUUGGCGAAGAGGAUACUGCAACAGGAGGUGGGCGAGAGCCUGGACAGUUUGCAAACGAUGUUGAACGGCAGCAACGCCGGCUGGAGGGGCAGGGCCCAAAUGAUAUGCGAUUUGCAGCAGAAGAACGCCGAUUUGAGGGAGAAAUUGAAGCAGGCACUGGACAAAUGUCCCUCGCCCAUCGAGAUGAUCAACAAAAACGAGGCGCUAUUGAACGAAUUGACGAAGGAGAACGCCGAAUUGAAGGUGAAAUUGGAGGAGGCGAAGAAGAAAUGCGAGGCGGCGAAGGCUCGCGUUAAAGUCAUCGAUUUGGAACACGGCCUGACCAAAUCCAAGCUGACCAUGCUCGUCGAGCAAGCUGCUAAAGACAAGGAAAUAAUAUCAACACUCUCGAAACAAAUUAAUUGUACGAAAGAGUCGCAAAUCGAGUUACUGGCUCAGAAAGAGCAAGCGCUGCAAAAAAUUCAGGUGGAAAAGAAGAAGCUUUCCCAAGAAAUGGACGGUUACAAGACGGUCAUAGAAGGAUUACGCGAUGAAUUGAGUUCGUUAAAAAGAAGCUUGUGUUCGAAAGAUGGGAAUAAAUCGUAUUUAAACCGAGAUUUAUCACGAGACAAGGGAACGGAAACGGACGAUAAAUUUCAUGAUAUUUUGGAAAUAUUCGAAAAAAUGUGCGAGCGGUUGAAUCAAGAACGAGAAAACCACGCAAAAACUCAAAGUCUGCUCAGGGUAGAGAAGCAAAAAGUCACCAGAGCGGAGGCCGCUUUAGCUAAAAUGGAACUAGACACUUUACAUUCAGGAUAUAGUUCGACAUCUUUGUCCAAAAUAUCGGAAACGAGCUUAAAAGACCAAUUGGAAUUGACCGAGGAACGUUUGAUGGCCGCAAAAACGCGUUUGGAAAUCGAACAAAUGGAAAGGAAGUCGGAUUUGACGAAUUUCGCGAAAAUUUUGAAGACCUACGACAUUCAAAUACCGGAAUGCGUUCAAGCCAAAUGGGAGAGAAUCUAAAUAUUAUAAUUUUUGUACUUGUUUUUGUCAAUAAAUGAAAUAAUUCACCUCG
Phyllotreta striolata is the source of this 1726-nucleotide messenger RNA. NCBI's taxonomy places the organism in Eukaryota, Metazoa, Arthropoda, Insecta, Coleoptera, Chrysomelidae. The record is from the annotation of a GenBank genome assembly.